Molecule: messenger RNA, 7606 nt
Organism: Spodoptera litura
Lineage: Eukaryota; Metazoa; Arthropoda; Insecta; Lepidoptera; Noctuidae
Biological process (GO): regulation of transcription by RNA polymerase II
Molecular function (GO): RNA polymerase II cis-regulatory region sequence-specific DNA binding; DNA-binding transcription factor activity, RNA polymerase II-specific
Source: RefSeq, a predicted model, not a curated record
ACAGCUGAUCAAAUGUCAAGAAAAUGGAGUUUUGUUACGCAUUUUAUAAUUCAGAUUAGAAAAAGUCUCAAUAUGAAAUCAAUUAUCAUUAUUUUUAUAACCUGCUUGGGUUAGAAUGGAUAGUACAAGUCCAUUUCAACCUUGGGCCACUGACGAUAGUGCAAAAAAUGUUAAAAAUGAGCGAGAACUAGUGGAUGACGCGAAACUUCAUCGGGAAAAUGUCAAUCAUCCAAAACAUAGGCAAACUGCGUCUUACAAUAAAGAAAGUGUCGCCGUUCCAAGCAACGCUCCGGGAUCGUCGAGCUCCACGGCCCCCGGCGGCGAGCCCGCACGGGGCAGCGAGUCCAACAUGGACUCUAAUAAAAUAGCUUCCAUGCAGCAGAUAGUCGAGAACACCCUCAGUCAGGAGGGUCGGCAGAGGGUAGCUCAGUUACUGGAAGCAGUGGAGGCCCUGAGUGGUGCAGAGAGACUACUUCUGUACCUCCGCUUGCCGACCGGAGUCCCACAACAUGAUCCUCUAAAACAACCAAUUAAUCCGUUGGGUUCACGGGCUGAACUUCAGCAGACUGUAACUUGGAUACAGACACACUUAGAAGUUGACCCAGAUGUAUCAUUACCUAAGCAAGAUGUAUAUGAUGAAUAUAUUGCACAUUGUAUGAGCAGUAACAUGAAGCCCCUCUCUACCGCUGAUUUCGGGAAAGUGAUGAAGCAGGUGUACCCGACCGUGCGUCCGCGACGUCUAGGGACACGCGGCAACUCCAGAUACUGUUACGCAGGACUGAGGAAAAAGAUCAAACUAGAAGUGCCACAGUUGCCAGAUUUGGGUGAAUCAUCUAAGGAACCAACUGCGGCUUCUAGGGAAACUGAAAGGAUCGUUUGUGACUGGGCCGAAACAAAACUAGGCGUGAAGUUCUCGAGUAUAGUGGAGUUGUCUCGGCACCUGAUGUCGACGAGCGCGCCGCUAGCGCCGCCCGGCCCCGCCAGCGCGUCCCCGCCCCCACUCGCACAGCCACACCCACCCGCUGAGGACGCAACAAGCCGACAAUUGAUAAAGCAUCUAAAACGGAAAAUACAGACGCAGGGAACUCCUGGAAGACCUAAAAAGAACAAAGGUCAAGAAGUGUCUGGAGAAUCUCCACCGUCCACAUCGUACGCGGGCCACCACCAGCCAAUGAAACACGAGAGCGAGCCCCUCCCACCCGACAUGAGCUACGGGUAUCAGCCCCCCUACGUGCCCGUGUACGACGUGCGACCCACCCUCCCGGCCUACGCGGCCCCGCCCCGCGCCCACCCCCCGCACGUGCCCGCCGCGCCACACCCCGCCCUGCCGCUACACGAGUACCGGCCCGACCCCUACGCCUUCGAGCCGUCGUACGCGCCGCGCGACCUCACACGCCCGGACCUCGCGCGCCCCGACCUCGCGCGCCCAGACCUGACGCGCCCAGACCUCACGCGCCCCGCCGACAGCGCGCACAACCUGCCUAUCAACCUCAGCAGCGACGCGCGCGACCAGCAGCCCGAGCGCACGGACUGGCAGCGCCGCCGGCCGCCCGAGCCGCCGCCGGCGCGCCUGCCGCUGCCCGGCAAGAAGCUCAUCCUCGAGACCUACCACAGCGAGACGCGUGCCAGCUCGCCGCGUUCCUCGCAGACCGACACGCGCUCGCACCACGUGCCCGAGGACUUCCCGCGCACUGAGUACCUGCCGAAGAAGAUGCGCGCCGCCGAGAUCCUGGGCGGCAAGCUCGCCGCGGCGCGACAGCUGCAAGCGCCGCUAGUGGCGCCGCCCGUACACGCGCCCCAGCUAGUGCCGGCCGGGCCCGCGCCCCCGCUGGUGGCGGGCGCCCCCGCGCCCCCAUUGGUGCCGCCCGAUGUGGCAUGUAGCUCCGCCCCUGCACCCGCCGAUGCCCCCGUUCGUCCAGAGGUUGCUUUUUUAGAGGAUCCAAAAAACUUAACGAGCCGGUCCAAAAGCACCGCCGCGGCGCUGGCCCGGGAGGAACAGGAGGCGGCGAGUCCCACACGGUCGGUGAAGGCUCCGACGUCUAAGUCCGAAAUGCUACGCAAUAAACUACGGAAAUCGAGCGGCCGAGCCAGUGGACCCUCGCCGGAUCGGGCGGGAUCGCCCGAGCGAACCGUGACGCCUGAUUCAUGUUGCGGUCUAGAUGGGAUUAAUAUCAAAACUGGAAUGAUUUGCGAAGAGAAACACUCUGAAAUCCUGAAUAGAGAACGUGUGAUUAGCAUAUGCAACAUUGAUAAACAUGAUUUAGACGACUAUUUGAACGAAGGUAACAGCCAAGAGCAUGAAGAGGAGUUACUGCAGUAUUUCCACCAACGCGCUAAUCAGUCGCAAGCCCAAGCAAACACGAGCACGUCUGAUAACGCAGCUGCUUUUUUAGAACAAGGCCAGGACCCACACGACGACCAUAGUCAGGGCAAAAAUGAAAAAAUAUCGCAGCUCAGAGAGUUACUGGCUAAAAACUUAAAAAACCAAAGUGGGUCUAAUUUACAGACAAUGCAAAUUAAUCAGGAGUCACAAAUAUCUCAAGAGAACUGUCAUGAACCUGCUCCCACGAAGACUUCUAUUUCAGAAGGUGCUUUCAAACCACUUGCAACUAAUGAACCUGAUUUGAAUGGCCCAACUUUAACGAAUCAAACUUCUAUAAACAACAACAAGCUGGCUGUUUCUGUUCCAAAUCAAAAUGGCACAUCUUUGCCGUAUGUGAAUGACGCUACCAACCAAGUGACAGGGAACAUUGGUGGCCCGCAUUUAUACAACGGACAUUGCCAUAAUGAGCCUCAGAGCCCAACUACUAGAACGCAACAGUACGAGUUUGUACCUAUAUCUGAUGGUUGCCACUCUCCAGGCAACUUCCAUUCAAAAUCACCACUAGGGUUCGGACAGAGGGGUCAAAGUCCGACUAAAGUAAACAAACAAAUUAUUAUGGGUGGUUCGUUACAAACGUCCCCUAUAUCGCACAGCACCGCAGCGAGCCCAUUCGUGAGUCCACGCAACACACCGGUACCACGGUCGCGAUUGUGUCCGAGGCCUAUACCAAAGCACAAUGGAAGGAAACGCCGGAAUCCUUUGUCCCUUGGUGUAGUGGACCCUUGCUCUAAACAGUUUGCUAUCCCCAACGAUCAAAAGUUUAUGAGCAAAACCAGUGUUUGUGGUCCAGGCAAAUACUGCCAACCGAUCUCGGCGCCUCCAUCGCCCAACAUAAUGACACAAUACAAGAAUCAUAUGUACACGUGUCCGUCGGGGAUGUCUAAUGGAUCUAAUAAUCUUUGUUUAAAUUUUUUACCCAACACACCAUUUCGAGAUCAUGUCAAUGGCGACCAACCCUUAUCUGCUGAUCCGUUGUCGAGUGAGGUUAGUCAGUUUUUCCAAGAGUCACUGACUUACAGAUCAGGUCCCGACACUUUCCGGUCGCAAUCGGUACCCUUGAAACAGGGUAUGGGAAAUAUGGGGCUGUUGAGUUAUAACAAUACGCCAGUGGGAUCAGUCCCGCCGACUCCGGUUCCCAACGAGUUUUGUGAUUUCGGAUCUCUUGCUGAUACGUGUGACAUUUCCAAAGCUGGACUUAAUCGAGAAACGCUGGACAAGAUUUACGAUGCCAUUGACAGCAGCAACGACGUGCUCACUUCGAGUGCGACAAGUAUUCUAAAUACGAAUGACACUCUGAGUAAUGGCUGUGAUCCCCUGCCCGAACACCCAAUACUUUCGGAUGAACAAUUGACUUCGAUUAUACCGAGUGGUGACGGUUUGCUCGAAAGAACUAACCAGUUCAACCAAUCGUUCACCAACGACAGUGCCACCGCCGACAACGUGGAAGAUUUUCUAAAACGAGCAAACAGUAUCGAGUUUGACUUGUCGGAAUUAGUUACAGAAAAAAAUAAAUACUACACUUCACGAUCGGUUCCGAGUACACCGCUCCCAUACAAACGCACCGCGCCCAACUUGCAAAUAGAUUCUCGCCGGUCCAGAGAACUGUUCGCUGCAGAAAAUUACUCUAACGUAUCGAACGGGAUAUCGUCCAAGUCAGUGCCAUCCACUCCGCAGUUCGCAGAGGACAGGAGCGUGUUCAGUUACAGUAACCGAGACUUCCUCAUAAACGGUAACUCUGUGUGCGGGUCGAGCGCGCUGCACGAGCCGGUGGUGGACAGCGAGCAGACGCUGACGUCGCCGCUGCACGACAUGCUGCGCGAGGACAUCCUGGGCGACCCGCUCACGCCCGCCUUGCUGGCCGACCUCGACAAGAUGGACGCCGCUCCCUAUGUCGAUCUCUAGUCCGCUGUUUCGUGUAUCGUCGCUUGUAUAUAUGUAGAGUAAUUAUAUAAGUUUGAAUUUGUUUGUACAGAUACCGAUAAAUUGGAUAUCUACAGAGUACAAUGUAUUUGUAUGCCUUCAGUGAAGGCAAGUGCUAAGUUGUGCAUACCUAGUUUAAAUUCGGAUCGCACACUCCCAAAAAUUGAGUCAAUAUUCAAUGCACUAUAAUAUUGUGAUAAUUAUAAAAGCUAUGUGACAUCAAUUACUAGAGUAAGCAAAAGCGUAACUCUAAAUUUUAUUAUUUUUAUUUUGUGACGGCUUCGAUUAGGUUGGCUAUUCGUUAGCUACAUAAAAUAUUGGAAAUGAAUUUGUUGAAAAAAUUAAUUAAAGUAAUUAAAAGCUGACAUAGUCUAUGAACUAUAAGUUACAGAUAUGUUGCUGAUAUCCUAGCCUAACACAUUGGCAUUUUAUACAAACAAAACAAUUGAUGGAAUUAGAUUCGAACGAUUACUUUGUCUGCAAUCCUUUGAUUAUGUAUAUUAAAAUGUGAUGAUUACUGCGCGUUGAACCGCGGCUCAGCUGUCGACAUGCGCAGCUAGCGUGUGAUGCUACGGACCACAUAAUAUAUAAUGUAUUUUUAAUAUGAAGAUCCAACUGUAAUCAGUAUAAGAAGACUAAAGAUACGACACGUUCAGCCUGAUGUGAAACUGAUAUAUACAAGGACGCACUGUCGGUAGAUACGUAAUUAUUGUUAUGUGUACUAUGUACUAGCUAGAUAUAGGGGAGUUAUUGAUAACUUUAGUGUUUGCCGACUGUAUACGUUAUUACAAUAUUAGGCAUGUACCACUUGUAAACAAUCAAGUCUAUUGAGAUUUCAACAUACUAUGUUAAGCUGAACGUUCAAUCGAUGUUAGAUAGUAAUUUCAUCUAGUAUUUUUAGUUCACUCAUAUUUCUAGCAAGAUAUGUUUCGCAUGAAUUGAUUUUGUACAUUUUUAACGAGCUGUAGUUUGGAGUUUGUAUUAUGGAGUAUAUUGAUGUUAGUUGUUGCAGUAUAACAUCUUAAUAUAUAACUUAGAUCUUGAAUAUUUUGUGUCUAUACAGUAAGUUGUGUUUCCUAACAGAUUUUACAAUAACCGUGCUUGUACUGUAACAUAAGUGUAAGGAAGGUGGUAUGUGCCUCGUGACAAUAUCUGCGCUCAUUGUAAAUCACAAAGAAACAUCGAAGUUUUGAUACCUAUUUUAUAUAUGUAUUAGUGGAGACAGUCAAUAGUGAUACUAGCUAACCAGUUCCAUCAUCAAGAUCAUGUGACAGUAGCUAAUGUACGUAGUUAUAGUGUUUAACCAGACCAAUGCAGCGUGCCAAGCGCGCUUAGUAAAUUAGAAUUGGUUUUUCAUAAGAAAAAAAAUGAUAAAAUAGUAUAUAGUUUAUGAAAAAUGAAUUUAUUGUAAGUUAGCACAAAGAUUUAAUAUAUUUUAUUAUCACAUAGGAGUUUUACUGAUAUACUAAAUUUACAUUGAUCGCAUAAAAUGCGGGACGAAGAGAUGAACCUGCCAACGUGGCUGCAGUGAGCUUGUAAGGUGUAACUAAAGUACUAUUUGUUGUUUCAUUUAUAUCGAGGCCGGUCGAAGCAGGUCGCGUGUCUUUGGCCAAAAACAAUGCUCGCUAAUAGAUAGAUACGAGAGCAGUGAAAAUAUUACUACACAUUAAUGUUAGUUGAUCGUAAAAUCACAUUGUCUAUUAAUAUAGGUUAUUAUUAAUUUUCUUCCGCCUUUUGUUUCUAAUUAUAAUAUUCUUCAUUCUCACUCGAUCUUACAUAUUAGCGUAACUUGCACACUUAAUGUGAAGAUAACUGGCGCCAAAAGACCGGCUUCUAAUUUAUGUAAAGUUCAAAACUUGAAGGCCUAGCGAAAUUAUUGUGUAUUUUGUUAUGUUUCGUAAUGUAGGUAUUGUUUCAACACUGAAAUGUUGCUUAACGCAUGAAAUACAUAAAGUUAAUGUAUUUCAAUUAAUUUCCUGAACCUGUGCCUCAGUAACAAAAGCUACGCUAUAGUAAAAAUGUCCUUUUGAAGCUUUGUAGUUGGUUUGUUAUAACGCUAGUACAAAACACACUGAUUCGACAGGGAUAUACCUAGGUAUAUGUAAGUGAAACCGAAGACUGUUUAAAGUUUGUAGAAUAUUUUCAACACAAAGAAAUAACUUGUCAUGAUCACUUGUCGAGGAACAGAUACACAACGAAUAACAUCAGUGAUCAGAUCAGUGUUAUUCCAAUUUGGUACAACUUACCAAAAUCGACUAGUACCUAAUUACUGUUAAGUUGUACAUUUUGUUAAGGCUCGUCUCUCGUAAAUUAAAGACGUUGAGGCACUUUGUAAAUACUUUCAAUGUUAUACCAUUCCUCAUUUUUUGUGUACGGUUGUCGCCGACAUAUAAAUUAACAUUCAUCAAACAUGUAAUAUUAAUGGAUUGAUGUCAGAUAUAAAUGUGCACUUCAAUAUAACAAUGUGUUAUGAAAUAGAAUUAUUAUAAUUAUGUGUUUAUAAGUGUGGUAUGUCAUGGCGUGUUGUGAUAUAAUUCGCAUCUCUUAACUUACAUUUAUACUGGUAAAUGUAACUUCAGCAGAAUUUCUAGAAAGAAAGGAUUGAAGAGACACCAGUAUUGAAAUUCAUCGUCAGUAUCCCUAAAAUUAUUAAUAAUCCAUAACUAUUAUCUACUAUAUUGCAAGCUAUGUAAAUUAAUUGAUGCCUGUUGGAAUACAAAUUAAUAAAUAAAUAUAAUAGACUACACAGAAAUGUAAUGAAAUAACUGACACAGAAUUUCAAUAUCAUUACGCUGUCUCCUCCACCCUGAAUGCGAAUAAUGUACAUACCUUCAAAUAUAAAUGUAAUCGCGUAAACGUGAACUAACAUCACUAUAAAUACCCACACCGACAUAACUAAUUUUAUUCUAAAUGUAUACAAACUAUGGUAAAUGUAAGCUUAUCUUUGAUCAACCAGAGUCUAUACACAAAAAUAGUGAAGUAAUCAAUUACAUAUUGUAACAUGAUUAUAAUGACUCGUUUGGAAUAACAGGAACUUGAUCAUAAAUAUUCUGUAAUUAGAAUAUUUUACAAUUUCGUGCACAUUGUUGGACUAUGAGAUUUAAAUACAAUUGUGUAUCUUACGUUUUGACAGGUCGUCGGUACUAAAUCAACCAUACGGACACUAUUGCGUGUAAAUAUAUUUCUAACUUAAAAAAAAUUAAACAUCAUCAACUGAGAAACUUAUUGAAUUGUUAUUUCGGUAUUCAGCACUUACAGCAUGGGUCGUUAGCACAUCUUCAAGCCAAUAAUAACUUUCGAACA